Molecule: messenger RNA, 1410 nt
Organism: Aspergillus puulaauensis
Lineage: Eukaryota; Fungi; Ascomycota; Eurotiomycetes; Eurotiales; Aspergillaceae
Product: MFS transporter
Exons: 3
Coding region: 1-1410 (469 amino acids)
Biological process (GO): transmembrane transport
Molecular function (GO): transmembrane transporter activity
Source: RefSeq, a predicted model, not a curated record
AUGAAGCCCGAGUCCUUGAGCCAGCCUAAUCAUGACCAGCCUCCGAUCGUCCUGGACGACCAUGAGAACCCGCGGCAGUGGCCUGCCACGAAGAAGUGGAUCUGCACUCUGAUUGUGGCCUCCAUGACUGCUACAGUGGCCUUCUGCUCGAGUAUCUACACUGCGGCCAUCGACAAUAUCAAAGAUGACUUCGGCUGCUCCGACACGGUGGGCACUCUCGGGGUCACCACAUUCCUCCUGGGCUUCGGCUCUGGCUCUCUCUUGUUUGCUCCCCUUUCGGAGCUUUGGGGCCGCCAGCCAAUUUACAGACUGACAAUGGGCUUGUUCUGCAUCUUCCAGAUCGCCUGCGCAGUAUCGCCCAACAUUGCAGCUCUGAUUGUAUUCCGCUUCUUCGCCGGCUUCUUUGGAUCCCCGACAGUCACCAACUCAGGCGGAUCCAUCACCGAUAUCUGGCCGCAGAGCCACCGCUCCGUGCCCAUGGCCUUCUUCUCCGCGGGCAGUUUCCUGGGCCCUGUUACAGCCCCGAUCAUGGGCGGCUUCAUCUCGCAAUACACCUCCUGGCGAUGGAACUUCUGGGUCGUCCUCAUCAUCAGCGGCGUCGUCUACGCAGCAGUGAUCUUCUUCCUCCCCGAGACAUACUCUGCAUAUCUCCUACACCAAAAAGCCCGCAAACUCGGCCGCGCAGACGAAGUCGCCCCCAACCACAGCCCCAAGGAACAGCUUCGCAAUAGCCUAAUCCGUCCGUGGCUCAUGCUCUGCACAGAACCAAUCCUCUUCCUCCUCUCCCUCUACAUGGCCCUCAUCUACGGAAUCCUCUACCUCGACUUCACAGCCUACCCAAUCGUCUACAAGCAAUCCCGCAACUGGUCCGGCGGGAUAGCAGGCCUCUCCUUCCUCGGCAUCGGCGUCGGCAUGGCCCUCGCCACAAUCGGCUCGCCAUACAUCAACGUCAUCCACACCCGCUUCGUCGCCCGUCUCGGAGGACCACAGCCAGAAGCACGCCUCCCGCACCUCAUCCCCCUCGCCUGGCUCAUCCCCGCCAGCCUCUUCUGGUUCGGCUGGUCCGCUGAACCCCCAACCCACUGGAUUUGCGGUAUCAUCGCCGGUGCUCCGUUCGGGUUUACACUUAUCGUCUUGUUCCUAGGAAUCAUGGCGUAUCUGACGGACUGCUACGGCCCGUUCGGGGCGAGUGCGCUGGCGGCGAAUAACGUGCUGCGUUCGAUCUUCGGCGCGGUCUUUCCGCUGUUUGCGGGGGAGAUGUAUGGAGGGCUGGGGGUGGCUUGGGCGACGAGUGUACUGGCGUUUGUGGCGCUGGCGUUGACGCCGUUGCCGUGGGUGUUUUAUCGGUUUGGGCCGAGGAUCAGAGGGAGGAGUCGCUAUCAUCAGAAGAUUAAGGAUAUGGUGGAGUAA